Messenger RNA from Pyrus x bretschneideri (Chinese white pear), 1005 nucleotides. RefSeq names its product ethylene-responsive transcription factor ERF017. Bases 134 to 757 code for a protein of 207 amino acids. The transcript has a single exon. Gene Ontology annotation, biological process: regulation of DNA-templated transcription. The record is from RefSeq and is a predicted model, not a curated record. Lineage: Eukaryota; Viridiplantae; Streptophyta; Magnoliopsida; Rosales; Rosaceae. Gene Ontology annotation, molecular function: DNA-binding transcription factor activity; DNA binding.
CUUAACAAAUUCCUUAAACCCCAACUACAACAAAAUCAACCCUCAAGAACGAACAAUCACUUGUCGCAAAAGCACUUCCCACUACAAGUCAAUCCACUCCUCCUAAAUCUUUAAUACGUCGUCCUCGUGGUCCAUGGUGAAGCAGACGAUCGGGAAGCCCUCCGAGCGAAACGACAUAAAGUACAAGGGCGUCCGCAAGCGCAAGUGGGGCAAAUGGGUGUCGGAAAUCCGCCUCCCCAACAGCCGGGAGAGAAUCUGGUUGGGAUCCUACGACGCGCCCGAAAAGGCGGCGCGUGCCUUCGACGCGGCCCUCUUCUGCUUGCGCGGUCGCACCGCCAAGUUUAAUUUCCCCGACAGCCCGCCUGAGAUUUCGGGGGGAAGGUCCCUGAGCCCGGCCGAGAUCCAGACCGAGGCGGCAAGGUUCGCGAAUUCGGAGCUUCCGAGGAGCCACCAGUCGAUGUCGGAGUUGCAGGCGGAGUCCGCGUCUCCGUCGGUGUCGGAGGGGAGUGGGACCGUCUUCGUGGACAGCGAAUUCCUAGUGACUCCAAACGAUUCGUUUUCGGACCCUUUUAGCACAUUCGGGUCGGGUAAUUACGCUACGGAGUACGGGUUGUUUCCGGGUUUUGAUGAAAUGAACUAUCAAUUUUUCAGUCCAGCUGAGGCGGUGCCAACGCCGGACGUUGAUUACUACGCGGAAGAGAACCUGGACAGUCAGUUUUUCAGUCCGGCAGAGCAGUCUUUCCUCUGGAAUUUCUAGAGACGUACAGAGUGCAAAUUACCGUUAUUUUUUUUCUUUAAGGGCAACAAAUUAAAGUCAAUUAAAAAAGAAACGAUCCAAUUUUUUCAACGGGUCGGAGCCCCGGACAGUUUUUGUUUCUGGAGGUUUAUUAAAAACCCGGAUUAUGGAUGAACCAAUUUUUGUGCGGCCAUCCCCUUGAUUGAAUUCAUUCUUCAUGUUAUAAGGGCAAAGAAAUUUCCCAUAAAUGGUAUAGAUUUUUGUGACUA